AUGUCGGACGAGGAGGAUAUCAACAUCGCGAACUCGCUUGCAGUAUUAUCAGAUGAUGAGAUAAGUAGUGAACAAGACUCGGACGGAGGAGAGUUCCAAGACGAGAUACUUUCACUGGAUGACGAAGAAUCAAAUGCACCACCAAAGAAAAAGGCUAAAACCAACAACCAGAGGCCAUUGCCAAGUCUUAAGUUGGUCGACGAUGAGAACUCUGCCGAGGAGGAUGACAAGAUUCUCACAUCCUUCUUCACUUCCAAUAAUCCCACUGCCAAAAAGGCAAAGGCAGGAACAUUUGCUUCUUUUGGAUUUUCAAAAUUCUUGCUCACCAAUAUCGCCAAAAAGGGAUACAAACUACCAACACCCAUACAGAGGAAGUCGAUCCCUUUGAUUAUUGAUAAUAGGGAUGUUGUGGGAAUGGCGAGAACGGGUUCGGGUAAGACGGCUGCGUUUGUUUUGCCACUCAUUGAGAAAUUAAAACUGCGAAGACCAACUGGGGUAAGAGCUGUCAUCUUGUCUCCUUCAAGAGAAUUAGCGUUGCAAACAUACAAACAGGUGAAGGAAUUCAGUCGUGGAACUGACUUGCAAUCGAUUGUUUUGAUUGGUGGAGACUCGUUGGAGGAGGAUUUUGGGAAAAUGGUGAGUAAACCCGAUAUAAUUGUUUGUACUCCAGGAAGGUUCUUGCAUUUAAAAGUUGAGAUGCAGUACGACUUAUCAACUGUGCAGUACAUUGUGUUUGAUGAAGCUGACAGAUUGUUUGAAAUGGGGUUCGCUGAGCAGUUGAAUGAGCUAUUGCUAGCUUUGCCCCAAAACAGACAAUCACUACUUUUCUCUGCCACAUUACCCAGAACUUUGGUGGACUUUGCGAAAGCUGGUUUAACCAAUCCGGUUUUGGUUCGUUUGGAUGCCGAGUCAAAAAUUUCCGAAAAUUUACAAAUGGCUUAUUUCACCACCAAGAUCAACGAAAGAGAAGCAAAUCUUUUAUACAUUUUGCAAGAGGUGAUCAAGAUGCCGUUGGGGACUCCAGAAGAAAUAAAGAAGCUUGUAACAAUGGAUAAAAGGGAAGCAGAAGAGAGCGACGAAGAGGACGAUUCGGGAAAGAAGAAGAAAUACAAGUUCAAAAAGGAAAGGAUGCCUGCGGCAAACCAACUCCCCUCGGAAAAAUCAACUAUCGUUUUCGUGCCAACAAAGCAUCACGUCGAAUAUAUAACAAAACUUCUAAGAGAUGCCGGCUACUUAGUGUCAUACAUUUAUGGUACUUUAGACCAGCACGCCAGAAAGAACCAGUUGUACCAGUUCAAGAUUGGUCUUACAAAGGUAUUGGUAGUCACCGACGUUGCUGCGAGAGGUAUUGAUAUUCCUGUAUUGGCCAAUGUUAUUAAUUUCACCUUACCAGGCUCCUCAAAAAUAUUCAUACACAGAGUUGGUAGAACUGCAAGAGCUGGUAAUAAAGGUUGGGCGUAUUCAAUUGUCAACGAAAAGGAAUUGCCGUAUUUACUAGAUUUGGAGCUUUUUUUGGGGAAAAAGGUCUUAUUAACGUCAAUGUAUGAGGCCAAGUGUGAAUUGUUGAGAAGCAAGCAAGGUGACUCAUAUAUACCACCUCACGUGAACUAUACGGAAAGACUUGUUGUUGGAUCGAUACCGCGCGUGGACUUGGAGACAUUCCAGGAAUUAUACGAGAACUUGUUGAAGAACAAUUAUGAGAUAAAGGUAUUGAAAGAUGUGGCUACAAAGGGAGAGAAGUUGUACCAUAGAACGAGACAAGCCGCAUCGCAGGAGUCCUUGAAAAGAAGUAAGGAAAUUUUGGAUACAAACUCGUGGGAUGACCAGCAUUUGCUUUUUGGAGAGAAUUUGGAGAAAAAGAAAGAGGACUUUUUGGCAAAGUUACAAAACAGGAAUGUCAAGGAGACUGUGUUUGAAAUCAAGAAAAAGGGUGUCAAGGAAAACGAUAGUCUUGCAGAAUUCAUGCACAAGAGGAGACGUCAAAUAGCUCCUAUCCAGCGUAAAGCGCAAGAACGUCGUGAGUUGCUACAGAAGGAGCGAUUGGCUGGAUUAAGACAUGGCAUUGAAGAAGAGCUUCUCAAGGCUGACGAUGAAAACAGUGGGUAUGUCCAGGAAGUGGCAGAUGACGAGUUGCAAAAUACAUUCGAGGACAGUGAACAGUUGCAACGAAAGAAAUCGUCUCGUGAUCCCCAACAUUUUCUCAGUCAUUAUGCCCCUGCCGACGUCAUUCAAGACCAACAGUUGUCCAUUGCGUCUUCGUUUGCCAACGAUGCCCAAGCCGCAGCUUUUGACUUGGAUAAUGAUGACAAACUUCAAGUGAAUAAACAAGUGAUGAAGUGGGAUAAAAAGAAAGGCAAGUAUAUCAAUUCGCAAUCUACAGAUAAAAAGUAUAUAAUCAGUGAGAACGGUACAAAGAUCCCGGCAUCUUUCAGAUCAGGCAAAUUUGAUGAAUGGAAAAAGCAAAGAAACUUGAAACAUACUACUGCUCCUGCUGCUGCCAAUGAAGCACAGGAAAAUGCACAUAGAUUCAAGCACAAGAAGCAAAGCACGCCCAAAUUGCCAGACAAAUACAGAGAUGAUUAUCACAAGCAAAAGAAAAAGGUUGAAAAGGCGCUUGAUUCAGGUUUGAGAGUCAAAGGAUACAACAAGCCUGGACAACAGCAAGAGUUGAAAUCUACUGAACAAAUUAGAAAGGCUAGAGCAUUGAAGGAGCAGAGAAGAGCAAAGAAUGCUCGUCCUAGUAGAAAAAAGUGA
Molecule: messenger RNA, 2754 nt
Organism: Lodderomyces theae
Lineage: Eukaryota; Fungi; Ascomycota; Pichiomycetes; Serinales; Debaryomycetaceae
Product: putative ATP-dependent RNA helicase
Exons: 1
Coding region: 1-2754 (917 amino acids)
Cellular component (GO): nucleus
Molecular function (GO): RNA helicase activity; ATP binding; RNA binding
Source: RefSeq, a predicted model, not a curated record